Otolemur garnettii (small-eared galago) is the source of this 1965-nucleotide messenger RNA. It is a transcript of the gene SERPINE3, whose product is annotated as serpin family E member 3. NCBI's taxonomy places the organism in Eukaryota, Metazoa, Chordata, Mammalia, Primates, Galagidae. The coding region runs from base 1 to 1173 and encodes 390 amino acids. The transcript has 8 exons. Gene Ontology annotation, biological process: negative regulation of endopeptidase activity. Gene Ontology annotation, molecular function: serine-type endopeptidase inhibitor activity. The record is from RefSeq and is a predicted model, not a curated record.
AUGACGCCUCUUCUGGUCACCCUCUUCCUUCUUCACUCCUCCUUCCUCCGAGGGGACAGCCACCUCCGUGAAGGCCUCACACUGCUGAAAACGGAGUUUGCACUUCGCCUCUACCAGAACGUGGCAGGAGGCAGAAAUGGGACGAACUUUGUCAUCUCUCCUGCUGGUGUGUCCUUGCCCCUGGAGAUCUUGCAGUUUGGAGCUGAAGGGAACACUGGCCAGCAGCUGGCAGAUGCCCUGGGGUAUACUGUGCAAGACCAAAAGGUGAAAGAUUUCUUGCAUGCUGUUUAUGCCACGCUACCCAAUUGCAGCCAAGAUGCUGAGAUAGAGCUGGCCUGUAGCCUUUUUGUGCAAGUGGGAACAGCACUGUCCCCCUGCUUUGUGGAGCAGGUCUCGGGGUGGGCCAACAGCAGCCUGGAGCCAGCCAACCUCAGUGAGCUCAAUGGUACUGCCAUCCCAGCCAAGGACAAGGCCUCCAGACAGACAGCAGGGCAGGGCGCGGCCUGGGCUCAGCUGGCACUGGUCAGCACCAUGACCUUUCAGGGCACGUGGCGGAAGAGGUUCUACCCCACAGAUACGCAGCUCCUGCCCUUCACCUGUGCCCACGGUCUGGUCCUCCAGGUCCCCACGAUGCACCAGAUGGCCGAGGUCAACUACGGUCAAUUCCAGGAUGCCGCAGGCCAUCAGGUGGGGGUUCUGGAGCUACCUUACCUGGGAAGUACGGGGAGUCUGUUCCUGCUGCUGCCCCGUGACAAAGAUGUUCCCCUGGGCCACAUUGAGCCACACCUCACAGCCAGCAUCAUCCACCUCUGGACCAGCAGCCUGAGGAGAGCCAGGAUGGAUGUGUUCCUCCCCAGAUUUAGGAUCCAAAAUCAAUUCAACUUAAAAAGCAUUUUAAAUUCUUGGGGCAUCACUGAUCUUUUUGAUCCACUCAAAGCCAACUUGAAAAGAAUUUCAGGCCAAGACGGCUUUUACGUCUCUGAGGCUAUCCACAACGCCAAGAUUGAGGUUUCAGAGGAAGGCACCAAGGCAUCUGCAGCUACAGCUCUGUUGUUACUGAAAAGAUCUCGGAUUCCUAUUUUUAAAGCAGAUCGGCCAUUCAUCUUUCUCCUGAGAGAGCCCAACACAGGGUUUGUCUUCAGUAUUGGGAGAGUUUCAAAUCCCCUGGACUAAAUUAUCAGAUCUCAAGCAUGUUCUCCACUUUCGUUGCUGCUUUUCUUCAUAAAAAGUUCUAACUUCAUUUUGCUACACUCUUAAAAUGUGAAAAAUUGUAAAACAUAAGGGUACAUGAUUUUCAACAUAACUUCUAUUUUAUUAAGUUUGUGUUGUCCUCUCUUAAUCCAAAUCUAUUUUAACUUUCUUUUCUACUGUUACCCGCCCCCCACCCACUAAAAGGCACAUCAGUGAUCCAUGAAUGUGAGUGAGUCUGGCCCCAGGAUGGCUUCCCCAGUGAGGACAUAGGGGAACUGAGGGUAGGUAGGGAAUGAACAGUGUUUGUUUUUCCUCAUCCUUUAUAACUCAAAGGGGAUGCACAUUCAUCUGAAGUGUUUCCUUUCCAUUCAGCUUCUAAAUAAAAUUGGAAGUUAAAGCUGUGAAGUUUGUGUGAGAACAGCAGGGCAAAACAAAAACACUCUGAACCCUCAAAUUUGUUCAGGCCGUUGUAGGCAUGGUAUCAAGCUGCUAACAGACAUUUCAGAGGACACUUACCACUCCCUAGCAGCAGUUUAGUGCCAUCCACAGUCUUAGAAAAGAAAAGGGGUUGAAGGAAACCAAUAAUGUCCAAAGUUGUCUGCUUUUUAAAGAGCUUUUUAAGUGUCUCCCUGUCUGCCACAGACACAGUAAUUCCUAUCAUCUAAGCAGAAACAGGAGCAUGUUGGUGUGGCCAACAAAAACCACAAACAGAGUAAAAAGACAAUCUAGGUCACGUAACACAUAAUUACAGUUAGGUUUAGCAAUGAACUUUGA